Messenger RNA from Homo sapiens (human), 6865 nucleotides. RefSeq names its product protein phosphatase, Mg2+/Mn2+ dependent 1E (gene PPM1E). Gene Ontology annotation, cellular component: nucleus; cytoplasm. The coding region runs from base 1167 to 2717 and encodes 516 amino acids. The record is from RefSeq and is a predicted model, not a curated record. Gene Ontology annotation, molecular function: protein serine/threonine phosphatase activity; cation binding. The transcript is spliced from 7 exons. Lineage: Eukaryota; Metazoa; Chordata; Mammalia; Primates; Hominidae.
ACAUGGCAAGACCUUGUCUCUAAAAAAAAAAAUUUUUUUAAGGAAAAAAUAAUAUAAUUCAGGAGGCCACGGGAUUUGGGAAAGAAAGCAGACUGUGACAAGAGCAUCUAACUGUAUUACAAAUAUAUGAAACAACCUCACCGAAGGGAUGGGGAGAAAAGUGCUACCCUAACUUUGAAAAUGACUGGAGUCUGUAAAACUAAAGGCCAAAGGAACUGUACAAGAGUACUUACUCAAGUUGAUAAAGUUUUUCUGCAUGGGUUUAUAGGUUAAUAAAUGCAUUGUUGCUAUACUUGUAUACUAACAUUGAACAAUAAGAAAAUAGAUAGCAGAUAGUGGGAGCCAGGUUUCUCACUGUUGGAGUGGAAAUUUUAUGUACACUAACAUUGACCAAGAAGAAAAUAGAUAGCAGAUAGUGGGAGCCAGGUUUUUCACUGUUGGAGUGAAAAUUUUACAAAUCAACAAGGGAGGAAGCUAGAAUGACCCAUGUGGUAAUGGAUUAACGUUGAGGAUACUAGAACAGCUCAUAUAUAGUUAGAUAGUUGCUUGUGGAAAUUUUUAUAGAUGGGUAUGUGCACAAGUUAGUAUACAUACUAUAAAGUUUAGAAGUUUACAACACCACCACCACUUCUGACUCCAAUUGUAAGUUUAGGGGUCCCCAAGAUCACCCUCAUGUUGAAUAAUUCCCUAGAGGUACUCACAGAACUCACUGAAAGCUGCUAUAUUUACAGUUAUGGUUUAUUACAAUAAAAGGAUACAUAUUAAAACCAGCCAAGGGAAGAAGCACAUGGGACAGAGUACAGGAGAAUUCCUCAUGUGAAGCUUCCAGUUUCUUCUCCUGCUGGACUAAUGGACAGUGGUAACUUCCCCCAGCAACAAUCUGUGACGACACGCUAGAAGUAUUGCCAACCAGUAAUUGCCCUUCCUUUUUGGCUGCUGCUUUAGCCAGAGCCACAUCAGAUGAAGUCCUUCAGAGUGAUCUUUCUGCACAUUAUAUCCCAAAGGAAACGGAUGGCACAGAAGGGACUGUGGAGAUUGAGACAGUGAAAUUGGCCCGUUCUGUCUUCAGCAAACUACACGAGAUUUGCUGCAGCUGGGUGAAAGACUUCCCCCUCCGCAGGAGACCCCAGCUUUAUUAUGAGACAUCAAUCCAUGCCAUCAAAAACAUGCGCAGGAAAAUGGAGGACAAACAUGUCUGCAUUCCUGACUUUAAUAUGCUCUUCAACCUAGAGGACCAGGAAGAACAAGCUUACUUUGCAGUGUUUGAUGGCCAUGGGGGAGUAGAUGCUGCUAUUUAUGCCUCCAUUCACCUCCACGUUAACUUAGUCCGCCAGGAGAUGUUCCCCCAUGAUCCUGCUGAGGCCCUGUGCAGGGCCUUCCGGGUCACUGAUGAGCGGUUUGUGCAGAAAGCAGCCAGGGAGAGCUUAAGAUGUGGGACCACAGGAGUGGUGACUUUCAUCAGAGGCAACAUGCUACAUGUGGCCUGGGUGGGUGAUUCCCAGGUUAUGCUUGUGAGAAAGGGCCAAGCUGUUGAACUAAUGAAGCCACACAAACCAGACAGAGAGGAUGAAAAGCAGAGAAUUGAGGCCCUUGGAGGUUGCGUAGUCUGGUUUGGUGCCUGGAGGGUGAAUGGAAGUCUGUCGGUUUCCAGAGCUAUUGGAGAUGCUGAACAUAAGCCAUAUAUCUGUGGGGAUGCAGAUUCUGCCUCCACUGUUCUGGAUGGGACCGAAGACUACCUCAUUCUGGCCUGUGAUGGCUUCUAUGACACCGUGAACCCUGAUGAGGCAGUGAAAGUUGUGUCCGACCACCUGAAAGAGAAUAAUGGAGACAGCAGCAUGGUUGCCCACAAAUUAGUGGCAUCAGCUCGUGAUGCUGGGUCAAGUGAUAACAUCACGGUUAUUGUGGUAUUCCUGAGGGACAUGAACAAAGCUGUAAAUGUUAGUGAGGAAUCAGAUUGGACAGAGAACUCUUUUCAAGGAGGGCAAGAAGAUGGUGGGGAUGAUAAGGAGAAUCAUGGAGAGUGCAAACGCCCUUGGCCUCAGCACCAGUGCUCAGCACCAGCCGACCUAGGCUAUGAUGGGCGUGUGGAUUCAUUCACUGAUAGAACUAGCCUGAGCCCAGGGUCCCAAAUCAACGUGCUGGAAGACCCAGGCUACCUAGAUCUCACACAAAUAGAAGCAAGCAAACCUCACAGUGCCCAGUUUUUGCUACCAGUUGAGAUGUUUGGUCCUGGUGCACCAAAGAAAGCAAAUCUUAUUAAUGAGUUAAUGAUGGAGAAAAAAUCAGUUCAGUCAUCAUUGCCUGAAUGGAGUGGUGCUGGAGAGUUUCCCACUGCUUUCAAUUUGGGUUCAACAGGGGAGCAGAUAUACAGAAUGCAGAGCUUGUCUCCUGUCUGUUCAGGGUUGGAAAAUGAACAGUUCAAAUCCCCGGGAAACAGAGUUUCUAGAUUGUCUCAUUUACGCCACCACUACUCAAAGAAGUGGCACAGAUUCAGGUUUAAUCCAAAGUUUUAUUCAUUUCUCUCUGCUCAAGAGCCUUCCCACAAAAUAGGCACUAGCCUGUCCUCACUUACUGGAAGUGGGAAGAGAAAUAGGAUAAGAAGUUCUCUGCCAUGGAGGCAAAAUAGUUGGAAAGGGUACAGUGAAAACAUGAGGAAGCUCAGAAAGACUCAUGAUAUUCCAUGCCCAGAUCUUCCUUGGAGCUAUAAAAUAGAAUAAUUUUUCUUUCAAGUAGGUUAGCUAGCUCUCCCCCAAUAAAAAUACCACUAUCAGAGUAGAAACAAGGUAGACAUUUCUAAAACAUAUGUGCUUCAUUAUGAAUCCAUGGAUGGCUCAAUUCUUAAAUGUAAAUAGAUCUCUAGGAAACUCAAAGUACAGUGUUUUCAAUCUAAAAAGAAGUAUUGGCAGUUUCACUUGCAAAAUUACACAGCUGGUCCCUGUGAUGUGUCUCGACACCAAUACACAACCCCCUUCCCACCAUCCUUCAUGUCACUAGAUACACAACCCCCUUCCCACCAUCCCUUCAGUCACUAGUGGAAGCUUUCAAGUUAGUUAUUUCAGUCAGGAUAUACAGUGUUGAAAUCUCAAUGCAGUUGAAAUCUGGUCUGAUGUGCCUAAUUUAUCUGUGGAAAAUUUAAUGCUGAAUUACAUUUGGUUGGGAAAUGUCCCUCAAAAUCCUGGGCACUAUGAAGGAACCCCCUGCCCCCUCACCUUUUUGGGUAGGUAAAAGACUAAAAGCCAUAUGGAUUUUAACUGAUAACAAUGAAAGUGGUAAAUCAGUGUAAAAGUGUCAUAUUCUCAGACUUGUGAGGCGGUUUAUAGUCAGAAAGAUUUACGGAUUUUUUUCCUGUAACAUAAAAGAUUGUGAACUUUUUUUAAUUAAAAAAUAUUUCCUAGGGCUGUAGUUAUUUGGGAGUUUCAUAACCUGUUAUGGUGCUUUUGGUGGAAAUUUUUAUUAUUUAGCAUUUUAGGAGACCGCUGUCAACUGGUUUUAAUCUAUGAUGCUAAUGUGUUUUCCACUGUACCCUCAUCUCAGGAAUAAAACUGCUUUAACGGAGAUGAUGUCAGGUACAAAUACACUAUAGAGUCAAAAUACCAUUUACAAAGAAAAUCAAAAGCAUUUCUAUAUUUUGUCUUUUUUUAGUUCAGACAGCAAAGGCAUGUACUACUAUAAAAUACAAAGUGAUUUUAGAGAAUGAAAAAUGCUACUUUUAUCUUCUCUAAAAUUAUUUCCCCCAAGGUAGUGAAGUAAUUGGAAUGAAGGAGGCUGAAAGUAUUGUCUAAAGUGAGCCCAGAGGCCACUGAGAAUGCAGAUUACUGACAGCCAGGUCUGUUUAGUUGUAAUUGGAAGACACAUGAGUGUCCUGCUUACAUGUAGCUUCAGACUGCAGAGACAGGACGUGUGCUUUUCAUUUCAAUAUUUAGUUAUAUUUGAUAUUUUGAAACUGUCUGCUUUUUGCUAUUUCUGCAGUUUCAAGUUAGUUAGAAGCAUGUUGUCAACUAAAGACAACAAACUAUCAGAUUCAUUCAUUCAGUGAAGCAGCCUCUGAUUCUCUAAGAGUCACGAAUGUCUUAGUGUUACCCUCCCCUAGUCAACAGCAGACCAGCCUGGCCAAUGCCUAUGGGUGGCCCCUCUGGAGUGCUCACUAACAAGGGUGAGUGCUCUCGCUAAGAAGUGUCCCCCGCCUAAUCAUGUGUUUAUAGGAUAGUACACGUUCCCCAGGCCCAUAACAGAGGACUAAAAUCUCUGAAUUUUAAAGACACAGAUGACUGGCAUAUUUUGGAUACCAGUAUAGCUAUAUCAAAUAGACAAAAACAGCUUCACUUUAGCAAUGAUCAGAUUGUUAAUCUACAGAUUUUAUUUUUUAAAAUUUGGAUGUAAGUAGAGACUUUCAGUAUUUGUUUUCUCUUGAUUUUGAAGUCAUUUCUUCUUCUCACGUCUGUGACAAAUGGUUGAAAAGGAGUCAACAUGGCCCCAACUAUAGUGCCGGAACCUUUUCAUCAUUCUGAGGCUUUGCCCCACACAUGGUCCUCACUCAUAUCUGUCACCUUCUGAAGCCUAGAUCUUGUUAACCCAUCAGGUGCAGUGUCAGUUUCAAAUCAAAUUAUCUAAGAAAACAAGAAAACAAAGGCAGCAGACUAUUGGUACACAUUAUAGUCCAAAGUGCUUAGCGAAGUAAAAAAAAAAGCUUUUUAAAAUUUCUAUUGUUGUCUAUUGGUAAUGUUUUUGAUCAGAAUAAAGAGGGUAAAGGGAAAAAGUUACUACACAUGCUAGGCUUUCUCAGUGGGGAAAAAAAUGGCUGGAUAGAACUGGGACAAACACAGACCCAUCUUUAGGGGUCUGGAUUUUGUAGGUCCGACUACACAGCAGUGUUAACUCAUUUCUCAUGCCAUUAGCUCUCUACAAAAUAAAGCAAAGUAGUUCUAGUGUGGUCGUUAUAAACCAAUAUUGUGAAAAAUAGCAACUAUUCAUUUGUUCACAACAUGCGUAUUUAUAGAGUAGUUAGGUACCAUUUGUAAGGUAAAUCCUUUAAAAUUCUAUAAUACAUACUAAAAUAGUGGUUAUUGGUCUGAUAUAUGCUGCUCUUGGUUCUAUAAACUAGAUAAAAGCAGUGCUUUGUGAAAUGCAGUGUUCUCUCUUAACGCCACUGGUGAUAGGAAGUAGUUCCCUUCAGUUCAAAUCCUGUGCCCUUAUUUGCUGCUUGCUGACGUAAGCAAUAAGUAACCCUCUAACUAAUGGUAUCUACAUAUUUCUGUAACUUGUAUUUAAUGAUGGUGUACCUGGUGAUUGUAAAAAUAUUAGACAGAUAUAAAAGUAUCUAUAUAAUAUCUAUAAACUGUUAAUGCUGAGGUAUAGUCUGUGAAUUAUGUGUUUUGUAUUUUUAUUCAUUGUGUAAUUUAGUGGUGGUGAAAGUUCUACACUCAAUCCUUAAAGAGUGGCAGUAUCCCUUUUUCAAUUUAACAUGGUCUGCAUCAAUCUGUUUGCCUGCUAAACAAGUUAGAAUAGGAAAUAGUAAAAUAAAUCCAAACAAGAGUGUAAUAUUGGUUAGGGAAACAAACUUCAGGUCACCAACUGAAGUCAUUACAAACUCCUUGUACAUUCACUGUGAGUUUCAAAGGGAGUCAGUCCCUAAUUUACAGGUUUCCUUUGUUCACUUUCUAGAUGUGUACUUUUGAGGGACAUGAGGUUAGGCAACAUUACAGCAACACACACUGGGGCUAUUAAUCCCAUUUAGGUCUGUACUAAAGAGGAUGGGUAGAAACACAUAUGUAUAUACCUUUUCUUUACCUAGAAGUGCCAUCCAUUGUCCUUGAAUUAUUAUGAUUAAAGUUACUGUUGCAUUUAGGAGGCUCCUUGAAAGUAACACCUUUUCCAAGGACAAUGGCAACAAUGUCAAUGUCAACACUGAGUCUAAUUUUGACCACAUUUAUAGUGGUAUAGUGUCAAUACUGCAUUUUCAUGACAACCACACUCCACUGUUGAAACACUGUGCCAGUGAGAAGUGCAACAUCCAGUGGGCAGAUGAAAAUGAUGCAUGGCCAAGUUCAGUGUUUACAGAUAAAACUGCUGUGGUUCAAGUGCUUCCUUCCCCAUCAAAUCCUUGAUAAGGCUUUGUGGGAAAAUGAUCUAAAUUAUUGUUUUAAUUUUUAAACCUAAUUUAUUCACUCAGUGAACAUUCUUACCUAAGCAAGGCUAUAAAAGGGAAUACUACAGUUUUGUCCACACUUUAAUUUGAGACCAUUUUUCUUUGAAUCGUAAGUUAGCAAAAGAAAUUUUUUUCACCUUUGAAAAUCACGUGAUGUUAAAGGACAAAUGCCCACUCUUCUAUUCUGAUCUGCAAAUAGCUUAAAUGUCUCUUGCAAAACAAAGUAAGAUACCACCAGUAUUACAACACAAUGAUUUUCCAGACAAAUGGUAUGGUGUUGAAAAAUAACUGUUACUUCUUAAAGCAGCAUUUUAUCUUCUAUUUUGAAGACUAUUUAUUGUAAUAAUUAGAAAACAUGAAAUAGGGAACUCCAGACUGACACAGCAGUUGUUUUUGAAAAGGAAAUAAACUUUGAUGAAUUAGAUAAUCCAGAUACAUCAUUGUAAACUCUUACUCUAGGUGCUCUUUGGUGAGAGACAGGCUUUGUUCUCUUGUUCAUAACAUUUCUCUGCAAAGAAUUCUCUAUGGAGUGAAGCGAAUGAAGUGAAUAAUUUCUUACCAAAUAAAUUUAUCAAUUUACAAAUCUGCUCUACAUCUCACUUUUGAGUUCAGUUGUAGUCAUGAGUGAUCCUUCAUAUUUUAUUAAAAGUGUUCAUUCAGGUAAGGUGUAUGUUGAAAUUUUGCCAAUUAUCUUAAUAAAACCUGGCAAUUUAAAAACCA